This is a messenger RNA of Darwinula stevensoni, 261 nucleotides long. NCBI's taxonomy places the organism in Eukaryota, Metazoa, Arthropoda, Ostracoda, Podocopida, Darwinulidae. The record is from the annotation of a GenBank genome assembly.
AUGGAAUUGGACUUGCAGAUGGAGGGAAGGUGUGCAUAUGCCGUCCUCGUCAUGGUGGCAUUCUGGAUGACGGAUGCCAUACCCAUGGCCAUCACGUCCCUCAUGCCGGUCUUUCUCUUCCCCCUUCUCGGGAUACUUGGUACCUCUGAGGUCUGCAAAUUGUACAUCAGGGAGAGCAUCAUGAUGUUCCUCGGUAUGCCACCAUCUCUUCCCUGGCCAUUGUCUGCUCAGAAGUUACAGUCGAAGAUUGAAGUUUGCUGA